This is a messenger RNA of Gekko japonicus, 2201 nucleotides long. RefSeq names its product cyclin T2 (gene CCNT2). Gene Ontology annotation, cellular component: nucleus; cyclin/CDK positive transcription elongation factor complex. The record is from RefSeq and is a predicted model, not a curated record. The transcript has 10 exons. Lineage: Eukaryota; Metazoa; Chordata; Lepidosauria; Squamata; Gekkonidae. Gene Ontology annotation, biological process: regulation of transcription by RNA polymerase II; positive regulation of DNA-templated transcription, elongation. Gene Ontology annotation, molecular function: cyclin-dependent protein serine/threonine kinase activator activity.
GAGGAGGAAGUGUGAUGGCGGCGACGGUGGCGGGUCCCGGAGCUGGCGUGAGUUCGGCGUCGCGCGGGGGCGGCCCGCGCUGGUUCUUCACCCGGGAGCAGCUGGAGACCACGCCGUCGCGUCGCUGUGGCAUCGAGGCCGACAAGGAGCUCUCGUACCGGCAGCAGGCGGCGAACCUGAUCCAGGAUAUGGGCCAGGGGGGCGGGCGGGCAGGCAGAUCACAACUUACAAUAAACACUGCAAUUGUUUACAUGCACAGAUUUUAUAUGCAUCAUUCCUUCACAAAAUUUAAUAGAAAUAUUAUAUCUCCUACUGCAUUGUUUUUGGCUGCAAAAGUGGAAGAACAGCCUCGUAAACUCGAGCAUGUUAUCAAGGUAGCGCAUGCUUGCCUUCAUCAAGAGCCACAGCUGGAUACCAAGAGUGAUGCAUACCUUCAACAGGCCCAAGAGCUGGUUAUACUUGAAACAAUAAUGCUUCAAACUUUAGGUUUUGAGAUUACCAUUGAGCAUCCACACACAGAUGUUGUGAAAUGUACGCAGUUAGUGAGAGCGAGCAAGGAUUUGGCACAGACAUCCUAUUUCAUGGCUACCAACAGUCUUCAUCUUACUACGUUUUGUCUUCAGUACAAACCAACUGUGAUAGCAUGUGUGUGUAUACAUUUGGCAUGCAAGUGGUCCAAUUGGGAGAUUCCUGUAUCAACUGAUGGAAAGCAUUGGUGGGAAUACGUAGAUCCUUCUGUUACUCUAGAAUUACUUGAUGAGCUAACACAUGAGUUUCUUCAGAUAUUGGAAAAAACUCCCAGCAGGCUAAAGAGGAUUCGAAAUUGGAGGGCUAAUCAGGCUGCUAGGAAACCUAAAGGAGAUGGUCAAGCGUCUGAGAAUUCACUUCUUGGCUCAUCUUUGGUUCAGAAUUCCAUUUUGGCAGAUGCUGUUGCAUCUUCAAACUCAAGUUUCCAGAAACAGUCGGCACCCACAUUUCCAGCCCCAGUUCCUCUGAACUCAGGAAGUAUUUCAAUUCAAUAGUUAAGAGCAUUCCUCAAUUAUAGUUUGGAAACAAUAGUUUUGUCCACAAACCAAGAAUGGCCUCAGCACCAAGAACAAACAAGGACAGAACAGAUGUAUUCUCAGAAACAGGAUACUUCACUCUCUGGGGGUCAAUUCAACAUAAACUUUCAACCAAGCACUUCACUGCAGUUACAUUCAGGAUUGCAUCACAGACCUGACAAACACUCUGAGCAUUCUGCUGCACACAAACCAGGAAACAAACACUACGGGCAACUUGCUACUGCCCCUGUAAUAAUUCCUCAGAAAAUGUCGUUGGAUAAAUACAGAGAGAAACGCAAGCUAGAAACACUGGAACUGGAUGUAAGAGAACACUACAUGGGCACAGAACCACAGUGCAAAAAGCACAUGCCAUCCCAAGCAGCAAGUAGCAGUUCUGUAACUUCCCCUAUUAAAAUGAAAAUUCCCAUUACAAAUGCAGAGAAGCCAGACAAAUACAUGCCCGACAAAAAAGAAAAGGGUGGUUCACUGAAACUGAGGAUACCCAUUCCACCCACAGAAAAGAAUCUGAGUAAAGAAGAUCUGAAAAUGAAAAUUAAAGUCUCUUCCUCAGAGAAGCAUAGCUCAUCAGAUGAGGGCAGUGGGAAGAGCAAGCACUCAAGUCCCCAUGUUGGCAAGGACCACAGGGAAAAGCACAAGGAAUAUUCUGCAAACCGCCAUCAUAGUAGUAGUCAUAAACAUUCCCACACUCACAGUGGCAGCGGUAGUAGUGGUGGCAGUAAGCAUAGUAGUGAUGGAUUGACACCAGCUAUUCUGAGGAGUCCCAUUGGCUUGAGCAGUGAUGGCAAUUCUUCCAGUUCCGGUUCUUCGAGAAAGAAGCUGCACAGCAAUGAUGCUUCUCACAACCAUCACUCCAAAAUGAGCAAAAGUUCGAAAAGUUCAGGUGGGCUACGGACAUCUCAGCACCCUCGUGAAACUGGACAAGAACCCAGUGGAGAACGGUCCUGAUGCCAGUCACGAGUACAGUACAAACAGUCAGCAUAUGGACUACAAAGACACAUUCGACAUGCUGGAUUCACUGUUAAGUGCCCAAGGAAUGAAUAUGUAAUCCAUUGUUUAGGCCCCUUUCCCCCAUUUUUAUUUAAGAAUUAUUAGAAUGGAAACCUUCCUAAUCUAGGAUGAGCGACCCCUGAGUUGCUG